GCUAAAGAGUUGUAGAAUGGUGACGUCACCUCUGCCCACAGCCGACAUGGAGGAGUGCGGCAUCUGUUACCUAGACUACGGCCAGGAGAGGAGGAAGUGCUCGUUGGCGGCCUGCCGUCACGUGGUUUGCUCGGACUGCCUGGACCGUCUGGCGGCCAGGGCGGGCGAGGUCACGUGCCCCUUCUGCCGCGCGCCCUCUCCGUUGCCCAGCGACGAGGAAGGGGAGGAAAGCGACGUCGCGGUGAAGGGUCCCUUCAAGUGGCUGAAGAGGCUGUGCAAGAAGACGAGGGCGGGGUCUCGCCGCAGAGGAACUCUGGCAAACGAAGACUUGCGAGACUUGGCUCUAAUGAGUUCAUACUUCAUGUGAAGCCUCGGGAAAAGAG
Molecule: messenger RNA, 383 nt
Organism: Nanorana parkeri
Lineage: Eukaryota; Metazoa; Chordata; Amphibia; Anura; Dicroglossidae
Product: E3 ubiquitin-protein ligase RNF182-like
Exons: 2
Coding region: 17-367 (116 amino acids)
Biological process (GO): protein ubiquitination
Molecular function (GO): ubiquitin protein ligase activity
Source: RefSeq, a predicted model, not a curated record